Messenger RNA from Aureobasidium melanogenum CBS 110374, 1740 nucleotides. RefSeq names its product nucleotide-diphospho-sugar transferase. The record is from RefSeq and is a predicted model, not a curated record. The transcript has 3 exons. NCBI's taxonomy places the organism in Eukaryota, Fungi, Ascomycota, Dothideomycetes, Dothideales, Saccotheciaceae. Bases 1 to 1740 code for a protein of 579 amino acids.
AUGAGUAUCAGUCCUCUUUACCUAGCCAAUACUGACAGACAGGCAGUUGCACGAGUGGCUGAUGACGGAUGGCGAUUCCUUUGCACCAAUCCUCGCUUGCGACCCCGACUUCGACUUGUUGGUCCACAAGUGCCGCAUGCCGACGUUAUCAUCACAACCUGCGGAGAAGAAAUUGACGUUGUCAUGGACACUGUCCGAGCAACAUGCGAUCUCGACUAUCCCGCAGACAGGUACAGGAUUCUGGUUGCCGACGAUGCUGCGAAUCCAGAUCUGGAGAUGCAGAUAGCAGCAAUGGCAACCAGGACUCCAGUCACACUCUUGUACUAUGCGAGACCGACCAAAGGUGGAAUGAAAGCGGGCAAUAUGAACGCCGCGCUCAAUUAUCUGCACAGUCUUGGAGGAGCUGAGUAUUGCACCUUCUGUGAUGUUGAUAUGAUUUUCGAACCAGAAUUUCUUCGCGCUACGCUGGCUCUUCUCGUUAACGACGAUCAAGUUGGCGUCGCUGUCGUCCCGCAAAGGUUCUACAAUGUGCCGACCAAUGAUCCACUCUACCAGAGUCUGAACGUGGAUGGCAAGUUCGACGAGAUUCAACGUGACAGCAUGAACUGUGCAUGGGUCACCGGUCCUGGCGUCGUGUUUCGCUGCAGGGCGAUCAGGGACAUUGGAGGCUUCCCUGAAAACGCCCUGGCCGAAGAUAUCUUGACUGGCUUCACACUCCAGGGACGAGGUUGGAAGGUCGUGUAUUGUCGCGAGGAGCUACAAUUUGGUCUUGUGCCGGACACAUUCAAGGCUCAUGUCACACAACGCAUGAAAUGGUUCGUCGGACGGCUACGUAACUCUCGCAGGUUGGACUGCGCUAUAUUCUCGCCCAAGGUGAAAGGAAUGACCUGGAAGCAGCGAAUUAGCGCGAUAUGUCAUUGCGCCUCUCCCAUUGCAUCCAUGAUGAACAGACCGCUUUGUUCCUGGAUCAUUCUUCUGCUUGUUGCUUCUGGACAACCACUCAUUACUGCAAAGUCAAGCGAUUUGCAGAACAUACUGUUUGUAUACCUCCUGGCCAGAAUCACAGCUUUCGUCGAAGAAUUGCUUGCAAGCAACGGCUGUGGUUAUCGAGCGCUUCGCCGGAGGAUCGAAGGUAUGCACUGGCUACACACCCACUUAUUUUUUGCACUUGCCAAAGACCUGUGCCCGAAAUUCGUGGCCGGAAAGCGUAUCGGGUUCAUCCCGACUGCACUGGCUGAGUCCAAGAUUCAGGAACGUCACCCUGAUCGAAGGCCUGGACUUUACCAACGUUUGCGUGUGAUGUUCCUCCACCAACAUUUGUGGUAUCAUGUCGUUGUUGCUACACUCGCAGCAGCAGUCUUCACAGUGGGGCUCGUGAAAGCAAGCAAUCACGGCACUUUGCAUUACGUCCUGACACAUGUGCUGGUUCCUGGCACCGCAUGGAGCAGUCACUUCGCCUCACUCAGACCAAUUGCAUAUGCCGUUUCGCCUCCAACUAUGCCAGAACGACGGGAGCUCAUGUACCGGGACUUUGCUCGCCCAAGACCAGAAGUAAAGGAGAACGAAGACUAUCUUCAAUUGCAUUUGGAGGACGAAUCUCAAGGUCAGACGUUCGAAGUCUGGCGUCCAAAACCCGAACAGAAGCUGGAGACAUGGGAUGCCUGGGCUAUCUUGCCAGAUAUUCCACGUAGCAUUGGUCUCGUUUUCUGGGUUGUCGUUGGUUUGGGUAUGUGCCAGUGA